ACACACCCAUACCACACACACCCGCCGAGCUGCCAGAGAUCCGUUGCCGCUCCACACUUCUCCUUCUCCGCGUCCUCUGCGCACCGCGGUGCCUUUCUACUCUGCGCGUCCAGCUGUGCGCACACCACUCCAGAGCUCUAAACCAGGGCCUGAAACCGAACUAAACCCCGAACAAACUGGACAGAAGGAGGAAAUAGGAAUAUGACUUCUAAAGCGAUGGAGCAUCUGAACCUGUCGGAGGAGCAGACCAAAGUGCUGGAGGACAGUUUCCAAAAACUAAGCAAGCAUCCGGAUGGGACGACGCUCAUGUUGAUCGCUGCGGAGUGCGGGCUGUCAGAGGAGGAAACACGAAAAUGGUUCAAGCUGCGUAACGCAAAGUGGAGGCAGGCAGAGGGUCUUCCAGCUGAACUGGGAUCAGUGUUGGACUGAGAAUGAAGAACCUGCAUGAAGCCUGAGGCUCUGUGCUGACCUUGUUUCUCCUGGACAAACUGACCCGAGCACCCCCGCCCUCAUUCACUUCCCCUCGCCACAUGUACAUCUCUCUUUUUGUAUCUAUGAAGCUAUUUUAACUUUAACUGUGUGGAAUGUGAAGGUGUUUGUAUGUUGUUGCCAAUAUAACCACCAUGUUUACAGAAAUAAACAUAUUGUUAUAAAUUA
This is a messenger RNA of Scatophagus argus, 657 nucleotides long. RefSeq names its product HOP homeobox (gene hopx). The record is from RefSeq and is a predicted model, not a curated record. The transcript is spliced from 2 exons. Gene Ontology annotation, biological process: regulation of transcription by RNA polymerase II; cell differentiation. Lineage: Eukaryota; Metazoa; Chordata; Actinopteri; Scatophagidae. Gene Ontology annotation, molecular function: DNA binding. The coding region runs from base 202 to 429 and encodes 75 amino acids. Gene Ontology annotation, cellular component: nucleus.